Molecule: messenger RNA, 1058 nt
Organism: Emiliania huxleyi CCMP1516
Lineage: Eukaryota; Haptophyta; Isochrysidales; Noelaerhabdaceae
Exons: 3
Source: RefSeq, a predicted model, not a curated record
GUCGCCGCUCUACUUGCUCGACGCGGCGUGGGUGCAGGAGUGGCGGCGCUUCCUUCUCGCAAAGGCGCGGACGCAGCUCCACCCAGGCCCUCCCUCCUCCGCGGGGCUGCGCUGCGAGGCACACGGCUGUGUCGAGGUGCGGCCGGGGCACGCACACGCGCGGUGGCGCCCCUCCCGCGGCGCCAGCGCCGCCGAGCGCGCCGUCUCGGAGCGGCUCGCCACGCGCUGCUGCCUCGCGACGGCGGCCGAGGUGGAGGUGCUCUGUGGCGCGCUGGCGGCGGGCGCCCCUCCGGAGGAGCUCGAGCUCGUCGCUCUCACGGCGGGCGGCGACGACCCGCCCACGCUCGCCCCCGGCACGCUGCUCUGCGCCGGCUGCUGCGAGGCGGCCGAGGCGAAGGAGCGAGCCGCGUUGGCCGACUUCGAGGACGCCGAGGUCCAUCUCACGCUCCGCACCGAGCCCGCCGGCGCCGCAAAGAGCCGCGAUGAGGCGGUCGCCGCGGGCGAGGCCGCCGCCGCCGCCUCGGCUGCCGGCCUGAGCACAGGGCGGCCGCGCCGCGUCUGCCGCAACGGGCCGCGCUCUGUCGUCAAGGUUGGCAGCGGCACGACGCUCAACUCGCUAAAGCUGCUCAUCUACCAGGCGACCGAGGCGACCCCCUCCCAGCAGCGGCUGGUGUUCGACGGCCUCGACUUCACCGACAGAGACGCAGAGACCACCGUCGGCGCGCUCGGCAUCGUGCCCGCCUCGACGAUCGAGGUCUUCGUCGACAAGUCGCAGCCCGACGGCCUCGCGGAGGCGCUCGAGCGGCAGGUCGAGCAGACAGGAACCAAGCGGGGCGCGCCCGAGGGCGGAUUCCUCGGCUCGGCUCUGCUUGGCGCGGGUCUCCCUGUGAUGUGAGAACUUUGUACUCUAGUGAGACUCUACGCGUUGCAUAAUGAGAGCGGUGAGAGCUGUGUGAGCAGAGAGAGUCGAGGCGCCGUGGUGGCGGGGGUGUCGCAAGAGUGGUGUCGCGAGGGCUGAGACCUUCGCACAGUUUGGAAAUAGUACGACGCAUGACACG